Molecule: messenger RNA, 6146 nt
Organism: Calliphora vicina (urban bluebottle blowfly)
Lineage: Eukaryota; Metazoa; Arthropoda; Insecta; Diptera; Calliphoridae
Gene: vret
Product: vreteno
Exons: 7
Coding region: 44-2491 (815 amino acids)
Molecular function (GO): nucleic acid binding
Source: RefSeq, a predicted model, not a curated record
UAAUCGAAAAAAAUAAAAACUAAACAAAAAAAAAGAACGCAUUAUGAGUGUCGAAGAACUAAAUCACAAAUUUGAUAAAUGGAAUCCUAUGGAAAAUGAUUAUAAAAACACCAAAUUCAACCAGUAUGUUUCUGGCCCAGGAGCAGAACUCGAUGCUGAAUUACAGCCGGGACAGCAGGCUUUACAAAGUGGCAAACGCAACAAUGCAGACAAAAAAGACGACCAGGCCUUUCCCACUUUGGUGUUUAGAAACUUGCCGGCGGACAUGACAAAGACAGCCAUGCACAAUAUUUGCUCAAAACAUGGUAAAGUUAGAACAGUCAGAGACAGCACUAAGAAUGAUUAUUAUUUUGUGGAAUUAGCUACAGUGGCCGACAUGGAAGCGGUUUUUCGUGCAUUGGAGCACAAUAACUAUGGUUUUCAAAUAUUGGUUGGCAAAAAUAAGAAUAAAAAGUCAUCAGAUAUGGAGAGAAACAAAAUUAAUCGAAAUUUAGCACCGGUACCUCCACUUAGCACUGGCAUUGAUUAUCAAAAUCGAAGCUAUCGUACAUCCAACAAACAACACCCUCGUCCCCACGUCAAGGAAGAUUCUGUAUUACAUACCAACAAUGCAACUACAGUUGACAGCGGUCUUCCGUUAAAGCUUUUAGUGGACGAUGCACAUAGCUUGGAGCGCCAGGGUCUCUAUAAAAUGUCCAAUGAUAAGAAAUUUAAUUAUCGCAAUGGUCGUUCCUAUGUAAACAUGCCGGAGAAAACCAAGAAAUUUAUCGAUAAAAAACAUUCCGAAUCGUCUGGUACUUACAAUGGCUCUGCAAACAAAUUCAUGCAUAAACCAGAACAAGGUGGUCUAAUGCCGAAGGAUUUUGCUAAAUGUUCUGUUUGUUUUUACGCGUGUGAUAAUGUCUGUGCUCGGUGCUCUCAACACUACUGCAGUACUGAAUGUCAGUUAAGUGAUUGGCCCCAGCAUCGUUAUAUUUGUGGUAAACCCAAACAUCUGCAAAAAACACCACCACCUAAAAAGCAAAAGCAAUUUGACAAAAAGUCUCUAGAAAGUUCCAAGGAAACAAACAAAGAAGCUCUCAGAUCUACUGAAGAGAAAUCAAAGAAAGGCAACGAAACAAAUCCGCAAAAACAACUCCCGACUUGUUCAAAAAGUCCUACAACAAAGCAUAAACAACCAAUCGCAACCGCAAUGGAACUCCCAAGUUGCUCAACAAAUUCUGCAACUUCUGUCAGAAAACAGCCUAAAACCAUAGAACAACAACGUACGACUACAUCAACUACAUCUGCAAAUGUUUCCAAAAUUCCACCAGCAACUAAUAAUGAUCAGGAAAAUAUGCCUCGUAGUGGCAAUAUAGUUACCAUAACAGCAAUUUCCAAAACCAAUGUUGUUUUCAUACGUUCCAAAACCUAUGAUGCUAAUUUAAGUUAUUUCAAUACCAUAGAUUCUUUACAAGCAAUUGGCAAAAUGUUGCCACCUUUAAAAGCUAUGCCUCAGUGUGGUAAUAUGGUAAUUGCUAAAUUUGAGAAUCAAUUCAAUCGUGCAUUGGUUCUGCAAGUUAUUAAUCCCGAAAAAAUUUUAAUUAUCUUUGUGGACUAUGGUAAUUUGGAGCAAAUGACAUUGGAUGAUUUGUUUGAAGCUCCCGAGGAGUUUGUUGCAAAACCACGUCAUGCCAUACCGGUUCUACUAAAAGAUGUUCCCGAUCUGCACAUGACUCAAGAAAUACGCAAAUUCAUGUACACCUAUUUGCACAAUAUCAAUGUGGAGAUACGUUACAAAGCAGAAGAUUUUCGCGAAGAAAAUAAAAUUUUUGCCGUAGAACUAAUUGAUGAAAGUACCCAGCAAAAUUUAAAUAAAAUGAUUGUAAAGCUAUCGAAACCCACAGAACCGCAAAAUACAAAUGAAAUAUGUAAUCGUGGUUAUUUGGAACAAAAAGUGUUACCCAGUGGUGAUAAUGUGGAAUUUUAUAUAAUGGACAAUUCGUUAAUGAGUUCUGGCUGUAUAUCGUGCACCAUCAAACCGUAUGUUAUAGAAAUACAAAAAUUCCAAAAAGAAUUACAGUCUUAUGCUGAAUCUAUAACCAAAGAGGCUUAUACGCCAAGAGUUGAUGAACUUUGUAUUGCCCGCUACAGUUUAGAUGGUUUAUGGUAUCGUGGUGUUUGUUUAGAGGCUGUCGGUGAUGGUCAUCCCUCUAUACACUUCAUAGAUUAUGGCAAUAUAACCAUAGUACCCAUUGAAGACAUACGUCGUUAUCCACGUCAAUUUACCUAUCCCAUUUAUACAGCCGAUUGUGAAAUUAAAGGCUUGCCUCAUGAUUGCGAUGAUAAACUUGUGGCCAAACUUGAGCUGUUAAUUCCAAACAAUGAUGUUAUUAAAUGCGAAAAUGUUACCGCUUUCGAGGGGGAAAAUUUCUAUGUUAUUUCCCUGCCUAAUGUUAUCAGAGAUCUAAUUGCUUGUGGUAUUCUUAAAAAUGACCAACAUAUAAUGUAAGCAGCAUAAAGUAGACUACAUACCCUCAUUUUUAAAUUUAUAAAAGGUUUAUAAAACAAAAUUUCCGAUUAUAAAUAAGAGACUAUAGAGACGAGACACAUUUCAUAAAAUCAACUUAAAAGCCUUUGCACAUACGUGAAUUACAAUAACAAAAUAAUAUAUAUUUUUGUACUAACAUAUUCUCAUACCUUAGACUUUUGUCAACAUACUCAGGUUUUUGACAAUUAACAUUCGUCUCUAUCCACUGUGGUUCCAAUCCCCAAAUCUAGCUGGACAAAAUUCUAAAAAUGUGUGUCUUCAGAAUAAAGAGUAAUAUAUUUUUUAUAAUAGCUUACAACUCGCUCUCAAACAUUGAAAAAUAGUGUUUUAAUUGCUCUUUUGGUUUUCAUGAGAGAAGAGAACAAAUCUUCGUUCAUAUUUCUAACAAAUUUAUGCCUAACUUAUAGUUCAUUUGUUUUAGCCAGAGCUUCGAAAAAAUUCAAUUUGAGCUUAAUUCUCUAAAAUCUUAAUUCAGAAUUAACAAAAAAUUUCAGUCAUUCCAUAAUUCCUAUAAAACUCGAUGAUUAAAUUUUAAUAUUUGUUAAUUCAAUUCUAAUUCAAAUAGAGAAUGAAAAUAUUUGUCUUUAUUUUGUUUUGCUUUUAAUCAUUUAUAUGGAUUUUAUUUUUGAUUUAUAUCUGGAUUACUAAGUCAUUAAAAGACGUUAAAAAUUAAAAAAAAAAUUCAGUACCAAAAAAUUUAAAAUUACACUCUGUUUUUUUACACUUUUACACAACAACCACAAGAAAAAAAAAAUUAUUUUUUUUUUGUGGAAUUUGUUCCAAGUGUUAAAAAAAUCAGAGUGAAAUAAUAACCUUAAUAUUUUUUUUUUACAAUUAAAUAAAAAUUUAAAAAAAAUAUUUUUCAAUUAAAUUUUGUUUACCUAAAUUAAUUAAAAUGAGCUUUAAAGUAUAAUUUGGUGUAUGGUAUACAAGAUUCAGCACAGCAGAAUAUAGCUCUCUUACUUGUUUAAUUUAGAAAUUAUUUAUAUCUAGACCGUACAGUAAAUUGAAAAAUACGUAACAUAGAGCUUUUUUAAAAAUACAUAUCGAGGGUUUAUAUUCAAAUAGUGCUAUUAGCAAAAUCAAUAUUUUACAGGAGAGCGAAAAAACUGUUUUUUUCUAAAAUUUAUUUUACAAUUUUAUUUAAAAACUACGUCUAAAUCCUACAUAUGUUAAUGUUUUUUUAAUUCCUGAUAUUCGCGCUUAUAUGUUAGAUAGCAGUUUAUACAAGUUGAUAUUAAGAUACAUGUUAAAAGAAUUUGAAAUAAUUUUUAAUUAAUUUUAUAUUAAACCAUUUUCCAAUGCAACAAACAAUUAAUCUUUACCCGCAUGUUUUAAAUUAUCAUAAAAAUAAUGAUAUUCUUUCAAUUCUUGUAAAUACUUCCAAUUGUUUAGUUGAAUAGGACAUAGUUCUACAUACGUGAAGAAGUUCGUGGUUUUUAGAAAGUUUAUACAUAAAACUAAUCUGCUUUCGAGAAUUUUCCACAGAAUUUCUUUUUGUGGGAAGCUGUCUACGUGGGUCUUUAAAAAAAAACUUGCUGACUUUCUCAGAACGUUUCAAAUGUAGGUUUGAAUAGUGUAUAAGCAUAUACACCAUUAUUAUAAUAAUAAGAAUCUACAUAACUGAUUCUAUAUGUGGUCAAAAUUUGGUGAAAUUCUACUUUCACAAAGUGGGUCAAAACAUCAAUUGAAAUAUUACUUUUGUUCUAGAUGUCUACUAACACAAAAAAAUAUAUAAAAAUUAAAUGGCCCAUGUUUGUAAUUCCAUCACGUGAGAACGUCUGGAAAGAUUUGGCUGAUUUUUUUAUUCGAUUCGAAAUUUUCAGGAGAUGAUUUGUAAAGAAAAAAAUUAAAAAAUUCGAAAAUUUUAAUUUUUAGGAGCCUAUUAUGAACUAAAUUCGAUUUUCGACUGUAGUUUGGUAUUAUGGCGCACAUUCGUUGCUUACAACCUUAGACCUGGUAUUUGGUCCACCAAAAACAAAUAUAAAAAAAGAAAUACUUACAUUUUCAACAAUUUUUUUUAAUUUUAUUUGCAGUGUCGAAAGCAAAAUUGUGUUCGUUGAAAAACUCGAUGCACAACGAAAUUUUCGACAGCAAUGCCAACUUAUAAUACGAAUUUUACAUUCGAUAGUCCAUAUUCGAUAGACAACGAAUAUCGUUUGUCGGCCUUAAUAUAUUGCCUUCUUUUCACUUCUCACUUUUUCAUAAUAAAAUACAUUUUUGGAAACUUGAAGAACUAACAUUAGUAAAUAGCUACCUGGUCAUGUAGUUUUUUAUUAAAAACUACUUUUAUUAUUUUAUACACAAAUAUUUGUUAUGUAGAUAGCACUUUUUUUACUAACAAAAUAACUUGUGUGCUAGAUACAUAGAGAAUAGACAUAGAGCGGAAACUCUCCUGUCAAAGACCUAAUUCAAUUUCAAAAACCUAAGUGGUGAGAAUGUAUUAGUAGAAAAAUUUAUGUGAAAACAAAAACAACACUCAUAUGUGUGAUUAUUUUGAGUAACUUUAUUGUUUGAGUUUUUUUCUAGUUUCCGCUCUAUGUUUCUCUAUAGCUAGAUAGCACAAUACAAAUUUUAUGAAAAAAAGCAUUGGAAAAAUUUAAUAAGCCCUCGAUAUAGAAAAGCCUCUAAAUAAAUUUGUCCAGCUAGAUUUGAAUUUGGAACCACUGUGCUUAUCUUACGCUAUGGUAAGAUUUUUAUUAUAUUUUGGUUAAACAAUUCUAAAUUUUUACUAAAUUACUAUUUUUAUACCUGAAAUACAAUCAUAAGAAACUAUUUUAUAAAUUAACCAAUUUUUAUAAAUUUGUCAUAAAAUAUUUAAAAUUAUAUCGUCUUACCCCCAUUAACACGAAGCCUGGUUAUGCCUUAACUAAUAGUUAUACUGUCGGUUAAAAUUAUUUUUGUAUGAAAACUGUCAGUAUAACUAUUAAUUUGCCUUCGUGUUACUUGGGGUUAAAAUAUCAAAAUGUUUCUACUUUUAAUAUACUACAUAUACAGUGCACUCGCGAUAAUAUGAACACCCCAAAAUGUGAACACUUUUUACUUCCAUGGGCUACUCUAAAAUAUGAACUUACUGUGCAAAAGCUUUGAAAUAUGAAAAGCUUAUUUUUCCUUUUUAACGUAUUUUAUCUAUCUACACAGAUUUGAAAUCUAAAUCAACAGGGAAGUGGCUAAAUUCUAAUUCAACAGCAUAAUAAUUUGGGGAUUUCCCUAGCUGUAGAUGGGAAUUAGAUGCCAUUCGCAAAUACAAAACAAUCUUGCAAAAGUGAACUGGCCUGGUUUUAAUUAGUUCAUAUUAGCGCGAGUGCACGUAGUUACACUUAUUGAAAUCUUAAGAAACUUACUUUGACUUUGACUGUAACUAUUGAUAAUUUUUUCUCUUAAAAUCUUAAUUUUAAACUUUCUUAUAAACUUGUUAAUAAAUAAUUUUAUUUCAAAAUUUAUUUUCUUAUUUUCUCUUUAUUAACAACAAAAUUAACAACCAUUUUGCUGCAUGUUAAAAUUAAUUGUAUAACAAUAAACCUUUAAAACUUGUGUACCUUUUCAAAAAAAUAAAACAAAAAAAUUUCUAUAACAUAAAUAAACUUAAAAACAAUUGGCUAAUGUAAAAAAACAA